CUUGACAGAAAGCCCACAGUCUGUAUGUUCAACUUCAUUAAAGAACGAUUCAAAUAUUAACCGAUUAAAAGAUUGGUUUGCAAAAGUUUAGGAGUAAACAAACCUGGUCGGCCUACCGACACUGGUAAGGUUGAAAUAAACCUGAAACGAUUACAACAUCUGCACCUCAUAACAAUUAGGAUAUUGCUCUCUUCUUGUUGUUGUUGUGUUUGAAAGGUAAAAGUACUUUCGCACGGUGAGAGAAGGGGGAAAGGCGAGGAUCUGGGGAAUACUCAAAGAAGGAUUAAAAGCUGUUCCAUUGUCAACGCCAUUUCUCUGUCGACAUGGAAUACUUGAAACAAAAGAAAAUAGUUCAUGCAGAUGAGACUACAGGACAACAUAUUUUAACUCUUAGAGAGAGCAUAUCAUCAAUUAGGGAUAGGAAAAAUAUUAAGAUAAAUAAUUGGUAAGUGUAAAGGCACCUUACUUUGCCAUUUAUUUGCAGUGGUUGCCGCCAACUUUCAGUAUAGACCCAAUGGUAUAUACCCUAAUGUCUACGCUCAUUAAUCUUUAAAUGUCGUAUAAGUGAGCCCAUUCUAUGUCAGUGAAAGCUGUCAAACAAUAGGCUUCCGAGAAAUAUAACAAGACAAACAGAACCUGGUUAUCAAACAGUUUAGGGAAUAUAUUAGAGGUCAAGUUCCAUAUUUUCAACAGCUGCACUAUUCUUUUGCUUUCUUGACAACUUCAUAGAGUGAUGUCACGAAAAAUAAUUUUGUAUUUAUCGUAAAACUGAAAUAAAUCUGUUUACAACUCCAAUUUUAUGGCAAUGUAACGGUUUCCUUUUCCUUGCACAGAUACACCAAUCUAAAAAAAAAAAACCUCUUUUCAUAGCUUUCUCUAGGUUACAAGUCAGCAAUAGUCGGUAGAAUAUUUCUUGGAGGCCAAACGAAAGCUGUCCACACACAGACACAGAGAAGGGUUACAGUUAAUGACCUGUCAUUUCUGAGAAGUUGUCUUGCAGGUGGGGGAUCGAUUCUGGCGAGCGUUGAUGUUUUGUUUACCGCGUCGGUUGCUAGCCUCGGUUCACCAGAACUUUUCUUCCUGAGCUGUGCUAAGUCCUAUUUAUAGCUUCAGUUCUGGCCUGGACAUGUCUGUACCUGAGUCCAUGGCGCAGGCGAGCAAACAAACCAUUGGUGGGAGUCUAUGUAAAUAGUCAACUUGUUGCUGUUUGUUGUGGGAGUUAGGCGUGUCAACAUUGUCGGCUUGUAGACACCAACACCUUAAUGUAAGGUAUCGAGAGUGUUGGGAACAUCUUUCAGUUCUCGAGGAGACACACUGGUAGCCACGUCAGACUACUGGUGGUAAGUGAGACUGGGUUCCAAGUCCUUUAUCGUGACUUUCUUUUCUUUAAUUGAUGUAAACUGAGCUUCUGGAUACACAUUUUCUUCAAGAAAACAAUAUGUAAACUUUAUCUUUGUAACUAAAUUAAUUCAUAAUACUUAUCGCUACAAACAGUUUAUUUGGGAGAAUGACUGGAACGAUGGACUGCUGGCACGACACCCGACCCUUACCUACUACAGUGGCAUCUUCUUGUGUCAACAAGCCUCAACACUUCAACAUGUCGAGGUGGUGUUCCGCCAUUUGAACUGCAUGUGCUAUUCAGAGGACGUCAACGACAGCUACAACAUGGGCGCUCUGUGUGAGCUGCGUGUCGACAACACGUCGCCGACCUGAACGCUUCGAUGCGUGAAUUGAUCUCAUAGAGCAGACCUGUGUGUGGGCCCAGCAACACUGGAAUGUCAGACACCGCCCACUUUCAGCAGUCUGUUGUGUUAUGCAGUUGGGUGUUACACGUUCCGCUCUCACAAGCACGCACGCUCGCAACCACACACACACAACAGGAACUCAAACUCCGGAUGAUAACAACGAAACCAAUCGCUCGUAAGUGUACACAAAGACGCACACACGUUGGGGGCAGUAGAAAAUACACGUUUAUGAACGACAGAAGAAAAAAAAAUGGAGAAAAAAGAGGACAGAAAAGGAAACCCUCCCCACACCUAGACCUGUGCUGAGCCAGCAUGCGACACACGACUGCAUAAUAUUUAAUUACAACUAUUUUCGGUCAAUGGAAAUUUCCCGUUUAUAAAGAUUUCUCGUAAAACGAUUGGUUAGUUUGGGUUGUGAGUAGACAUAUAGCGGACAUUUGCAAGUAAUCUGGAAUCUUAACAUCCUUGUAAUCUGGCGUCAAACGUUUUGGUGAAUACGUUGCGCAAGUCAACAAUCUGAGUAUAUUCUGUCAUAGCUGACUGUUGUUGUGGGGUCGACACAAGAUGAUGUGGUGUAUUUUCAGAGUUUUCCUAUCAAUCGUCAUCGUGGUGCUUCCUUGUAGCUUUGCUCAGUUACAGCUUACUCCAAACCCACUGCCACUCACUAAUGGAGAUAGCAGUGGCUCUGUUAACAUUUCCUGUGGAAUUCCCAGUGGUGUUACAGCCUCAUCAGUAAAUGCUAUAAUUAUCUCACGCUACUUGAAAUCAGCGCCCACAACAGAACAGAUUCUGGCAAGAGCAGAAGACGGUGUCAAUCUAGGACUAGCAUCCCUUGUUGCUAACAGUGGUCUCACUCAGAACACAGCGACAGUGUCUGGCAGUACAAGUCAGAAGUCAAUGACACUGACACUGACACAGGCAAAGUGUGAAGAUGCCGGUACAUAUGUCUGCAAAAUUAGUUAUAAUGCAUCUACUGGUGGUAACAGUCUUACACAAAAUAUCAGGGAAGAUCUUACUGUCACAGUUUUGCUUGGCGACAUUUCAAUAAGUAUUUCUCCUAACUAUCCAUCCUACAAUGUUGGCAAUACUGUGACAAUAUCAUGCGACGCCAGUAUUGGAAGUUCUAACUCUGGACAAGAGUGGAUCUGGGAAUACCAUGAUGGAACUGGAUGGCAUCCAUAUCCUGAAGAAAACAACAUCAUCAAAGCCGACCCUGUUUCAGGAGCAGGUUCUUGUCAGUACUACCGUCAGACCUGCCAUCUAAAUCGUGUCAUUUCAAUGGAAGACAAUGGGAGAUACUACAGAUGUACGGUGAAGAGAGGUGGUGAAACGGCGAAGAGUGAGACCAUCAGAAUAGAAAAAGUAGAGGACCACACCACGUCAGGGACUGUCACCACUACAAAAACAAAGAAUCAGGUCUCUUCUGCUUGUGGUCUUGCCAAUGUGCUCAUUUCUUUUAUUACUUCUGUGUCUCUAGCCGUCAUGAUGCCCAGAGAAAUUUAGGGAACAGUUGUAAAGAAAUGUUAACUUUAAAAGCUUAUGUAUUUUUAAUUUGUAUGUAGAAGAGAAUGUAAUAACAGCUUCAACAAUGUCUAAAUACGACAGACAGUAGAGUUUUUUCUGAAUUUGUAUUGCCUGUCAUUUUCAAAAAGCCAAUCAGUAACAAUGCCCUGCCAGCUAUUGAAAAGCAAGGGAAGACUUCAACCCGACAGCUUAUCUCCAGGUUAGGAGUAGAUGAAGUGAAGAAGCCGACUGGAAAAAGGAUUUGCUAAUGCAUUGCUUGCAGAAGCAGAAAAAAAUACACACCACCUAUAAAAAAAUACAGCUGGCGAAAUAGUAUAUCUCCUGAAAAAAUUCUUUUCAUUGUUGUUCAUUGUUUUCGUCGACUGUGCUUAUUGCGAUUUCCAAAGUGACAGAAGCUUCUCAGUAGAAGUAUGAUAUUUCGCCAUGGAAUCAAGCUUUGGUGCUGUUAACUUUGUUGGCUAAGCACCUACAGUAUGAGCCAGUAUCACUAUGUGUUCCUGCCUAGUAAAACAGUAAACGUGUAAUAGACAAAGAAAAUCAUUUAUGAUUCUUUAUGAUGGUUUGUGAAACAUUUAAUGAAGAACUAAAUGGAAUUUUUCAUGAAAGUCUAUAUUCCAUGAGCUGGAAGAGGAUGUUUUGGUGGUGGAAAGUUACAGCGAUAUUUACAAUUAUUAUUGUGUUCUGAAGGCUGCCAGAUUCAACUAUUAGAGGUAUACGGUGUCACAAACAAUGCACAGAUGCACAGAAGAUUAAACCGUUAAGAGAACGUAGAUAAAAACAAAAGUAAACAGACAGCUAUCACUCGCAUGGUGUGUUAAUUAGAACUCGUCAAAAAAAAUCUAUUAUCAUUACUUGGGUGCCCUUGGCAGCCUUUCAGCCCUGAUAGUAUUUUGAGUGUAAAUAUGUUGAGAUUAAGAACCUUUAUUUCAAUAAUUCACAUACAAUCCUUACUCAGUUCUUUAGGCAGAAAUCCAGCAGAAUUACAUGUGUUCAUAAAUAAUAAAAAAUGCACUUUACAGGUGAAUACUGCCAUUUGCAAUACGUUUUUAUAUGUACACACAAAUUACGUCCCUUGUUUUAAGCCCUGAGUAGUCAGUUUUCUAUGUUAUUGUAGAUGCCGACGGCGAUAUUAUUGUUAUGCUUACUAUAACAGCUUAUUUUAUUGCACAUGUUUUGCAUGUUAUAAUACUGUAUACAUUAUUGUUCUGUAUUCUGAGAGUAAAUUGCUAAUAAACUUGAA
Molecule: messenger RNA, 4509 nt
Organism: Pomacea canaliculata
Lineage: Eukaryota; Metazoa; Mollusca; Gastropoda; Architaenioglossa; Ampullariidae
Exons: 9
Coding region: 2310-3248 (312 amino acids)
Source: RefSeq, a predicted model, not a curated record